Molecule: messenger RNA, 1338 nt
Organism: Theileria parva strain Muguga
Lineage: Eukaryota; Apicomplexa; Aconoidasida; Piroplasmida; Theileriidae
Product: Eukaryotic aspartyl protease family protein
Exons: 3
Coding region: 1-1338 (445 amino acids)
Biological process (GO): proteolysis
Molecular function (GO): aspartic-type endopeptidase activity
Source: RefSeq, a predicted model, not a curated record
AUGGUUUCCAAUAAAUUUUUAUAUAUUUCUUAUAUUUUCAUCUUAUUGAUGAUACCAUUUUCAAAUUUUAGUCGUUUCGGAUUAAAAUUUUCAAAGUGUGCUGAUCCCAACUCAUCUGGUACCAAUCUUGUUGGCGUGAAAAUAUCCGACAUUAAAUUUAGUAGCAGAGAUAGGGAUAACAAUGGGUUUGUUAAAGGGUUCGUAAAGGUUCGCAUAUACGGUAAUCUUCACAAAUUUGCGUUUCAUUACAUUUAUAUCGGCAUUGGUAACCCCAAAGUUAAACAGAUGCUGAUCAUCGAUACCGGAUCACAACAGAUAAACGUAGCGUGUGGAAGGAGCCCCGGCUGUGGAAAACAUCUUUUAGAUAACUACAAUUACCAAAAUUCAUUAACUUACAAGCCUGUUGACUGCAAUAGUGAGUCAUGCAAAAUAAUGGAGGGUAGGUGUGAUUUACAAAAAUCUUGCAUUUUUAAGGAAACAUAUUCUGAAGGUAGCAGUGUUAAUGGUAUGUACGUGGGCGACUUGGUCAGUUUCGACAUUAAUGAAGAUUCCACUGACUUAUCUUCAUUUUUUGACUACAUUGGUUGUGUCACCACCGAGAGCAAGCUUAUUAAGAGCCAGAUUACAAACGGUAUUUUGGGUCUUUCCAGGAGUGAUAAAAGCACUUUGAUUGAUAACGAGUAUUACGAAUCUCAAAGUUUUAUUGAGAAAUACCUCACUGACCACUUCAGUCCAAGACACAAAAUAUUUUCUUUAUGCUUCGCUGAGGAUGGUGGGAUGUUAACAUUGGGUGGUUAUGACAAGGAAUUAGAUCUACUUGUUAAGAAACAAUCCAACUUGGUAUGGACACCUAUGAUGAAAUCUGAGUUUUACAUCUUAAGAGUUUUCAAAUUUAGUGUUGAUGAUGAUAUUUAUGAGGUUAAACACAAGAACUUUGUUCUCGACACCGGAACCACUAUGAGUACCUUUGAAAAGGACCUGUUUGACAAAAUAGAGAAGCCAAUUAAACAAGUUUGUUAUGAUAACAAAAAGUUUUCAAAAGCCAGGAAAACCAAUGUUGUGUGCAAAGUUGAUGAGAAAACUGGGAAAAUUUGCUUCAGUGAUCUUUCCAAACUGCCUAUAAUCACCAUCAAUUUUGAAAAGCGCACUUUAAAUGACUAUGCUUGGUGGUGUUUAGGCAUUGAGGAGAGCAAAACUCACGAGAACAUCCUUGGUGCUACUUUUUUCAAAAACAACCAUAUUGAAUUUCACAUGGCAACUGCCCCGAUAACAGGGACAUGGACAACUCGAAAAAGAAUUAAUCUUUUGGGAGUCAUAGAGAAUACAUUUAAUUUUUAA